Messenger RNA from Pomacea canaliculata, 3453 nucleotides. RefSeq names its product kelch-like protein 24. The transcript has 9 exons. Gene Ontology annotation, molecular function: protein binding. The coding region runs from base 259 to 2643 and encodes 794 amino acids. The record is from RefSeq and is a predicted model, not a curated record. Lineage: Eukaryota; Metazoa; Mollusca; Gastropoda; Architaenioglossa; Ampullariidae.
GCGAGAUUUAGCAACAACUUGUUAUCAGGUGCAAAUACUCGACCUUAAAAUUAGGUAAAGGACAGUUGUUCUUCAGGCUUGGAAAUAUAUAGUAUAUUUAUAUUGUCUAUACCUGAAUCAGCGUAUAUAGCUUGAUCAUUAGGAAUCGCUUACCUUUAGGAGAAACCCCAAGUUUUAUAAGUGAUUUGAUAAAAGACUGUUCUCAACUCGACAGAAAACGAACGAUUUGAUAAAAGACUGUUCUCAACUCGACAGAAAAUGGCGCAGAGUGCUGAACCUGUCACACAAAAGGAAGAUAAAAUCAAAGUUAUGCUUCAGAGAACAUUGUCCAAGGAAUUAACUACCCUGUUAACAGAGGAGUCGCUAGUAGAUCUUGUGGUUAUCGUGGAAGGCCAAAGGUUUCCAUGCCAUGGUGUAGUGUUAGCAUCCUUCUCUGGCUACUUCAGGUCUAUGCUAAUAUCCCAAUGGAAAGAGAGAACCAGCAGGGAAGUUACUCUGGAUAGUGGCAAUGUAACAAAAGAAGUUUUUCAGCAGAUUUUGGAUAUUAUUUAUAAACAACAAUUCCCACUUUCUUUUGAAAAUGCCAAGGAAAUCCUUAAGUCAGUCUGCUACUUGCAAAUAGAAUGCAUUGAAGAAAUCUGUGUCCAGUUUUUGAGUGAAAAUAUGAUGCCUGAAACUUGCUUAGGACUCUGGGAGUUUGCAGAUCAACUUGCACUGGAAGAAUUAGCUCACUUAACAUUCAGAGAAGCAGUGAAAAACUUUACAAAUGUAAUAAAACACCAAGAAUUUCUGAAAAUUUCCAAGACCAAGCUUCUGAAACUAGCAGCCACACUCUCUACAGAUUUGAAGAUGAACAUGUACCUCUGCGGAGGCAUUUUGAAGUGGAUGACUGAAGACUGGGAUCAUAAAAAGCAAUAUCUGGAAGAGCUUUUACAUUUUGUCAAUUUUCCGUUGCUGCCCCCUCGUGCACUGAAUGAUCUCCGAAGAAACACAUCUUUUCCUUGGCACAAUGACCAUAAACUGAAAGAACUCAUUUGUGAGGCUGUCACCUAUCAUCUGGAAGGAAAUGUCCCUGGAGAUGAUAAAGUUAAGCAAGAUAUCCUGUCUCGUCAGUGUAAUGUCUCUGAAAACUCAGAUCUUUUCAGGGGUGUCCUGAUACUGGGUGGCAGUUCUGAUGAUGGAGAAUUUUUUGAGACUUUGAAGGCUUUCUCAAUCCCAGAUUCAGAUCAAACCGAUUAUGACAUUCACACAUUGAGCUCUGUUCCCUGGACAAGGGGAAAUGCUGGUCUUGCUGCUUGCGUCUGGAGGAAUGAUGUCUAUGUCAGUGGAGGAUCUGACAAACCUACUAGUUUUGUAGUGUACCGCCCUGGUACUGGAAAAUGGGAGACGCUGGCUGAUUUGCCACAUAGUCGUCAAAAUCAUAUCAUGGCAGCAGUAAAUUCAAAAUUUUUUAUUUUGGGUGGAGCAGAUCCAGCUUCAGAUAAAGCAUUGCACAAUCCAUGUCCUGAGAUUCUACUCUAUGAGCUCCAAACCAAAUCAUGGAGCACCUUUGGCCAUUUGAAGGUUCCAGUUCAGCAUGCAGCAUCAGCUGUGCUUGGUCAUAUGGUCUACAUCUUUGGUGGGAAAGAUGGUGAGGAUAAAUCCAUAGCUGAUGUGCAGUGUCUGAACACUCUCAGUGGUGAAGUCUAUAUAUGUGGUCAUCUCCCAUCCCCAACAUUUGGAAAUCAAGCUGUAAGUGAUGGAGGAACUGUCUUUGUGGUGACAUCUGAAGGGGAUGUCCUUGAGAUGAUUGAAAAUUAUGCACUCACUGAUGAAAUAGAGCAACACAUCGUGAAAGAUAAUAGCUGUAUGGACAAAGAGCCUGGGCAAGCCAAUUUAGGCUGCUGUGUACCAGAAGGAAGUUUUGUGGAUGGUCCUGGUGUGGCAUCUGUAUGUGAUCAGCAGACUAAGCUUGAUGGCACAUCAGAGGUUGCGGCACCUGAUGAGAUGACUGAUGUGACUUCAGAUAUAUCAGACAUCAUGGAGUCAGAAAAGGAAAAGAAGACUUUAUUGGCAAUUAGCUUCAAGUGGAUUUGCCAGCACAACCCGACACAAAACUUCGGCAUUUUUUGCGACAAUGAUAUUUAUAUGUGGGGAGGCUGUAAUAACAAAGGGAAUUUGCUGAAUACCAUGAGAUCUGUAAGUUUAUCAUCCAGGAAGACAAUGAUACGGCAUACAAUUCUUCCCUGUGGAAUGACACACUUUGCUGCUUUUAUUGUGAACAUCCCUAAAGUGUUUGUUGCUAAAGACAAAUGUCUACAGAGUGUGUUUCUGUUCAUUUUCAACCCAGAAAAACUUCCAACUAGCAAAAAGAGAAAAGUAAAAAAUGUUGACUGGAGCCUGCAUCUUUCAACAAAUGCUGAUGAUGGUUGCCUUUAUGCUAAACUUGAGUAUCCAUCCAGACAGAGUUUCAGCUGUAAGGUUUCAUGCCGGCUGAUCACAAAUGCCUUGUUAAGAGCAACUGACUACACCUUCACUUUGAACAAUUAUAAAUCCAACAAAUUAAAGAUAAUUUCUAUGGAGGACUUAAGAGCUGCUGAUGGCCCAUAUCUUGAGGACGGAUUAGCAGCACUGGAAGUUUUUUUUUCUUUUAUCACAGAUUAGCAUAUUAGAUUUCAUUUUGCUGUGGUAUCGAUCACAUUUGAUAUUUUUCCAAGUCUCUUGCUUUUUUAAAUUCCUAUAACUGAAAAUGUCAGUAUUUAUGUAAAGGGACUUGUAGUAACAACCCACAUUUUUUUUAAAAAUGUAACCUUGUUUCAGUGUAAGGAUUUAUAGUACAAGCUUUCAUUGUAGACAGGGUCUAGAAUUACACAAUUGCAAUAGUUCUAUGGUAUGAUGCUUUGCAGUUCUGUCAAUGCUGGAAGUCUUGCCUAAGCUUUUGGGAAUAGACCUUUUUGCAUUUGCUUUUGUUCAUGAUGAUUUUUCCAUUUAUCAAAUUUCUUCUCUUCACCCUUUCUGAAUUUCACCAUGCAUUUCGAGAAGGAAGAAAACAAUUUGAAAAUAAAUUUAGAGUACUGUUUACUGACAGUUCUGGCUAAAUUUAGAGUAGAUGUGUCUAAUACUGCACUUUUCGAAGAAGACACACUGCACAUGACCUGCUGUGUCCAUUAUGUAAAAUAUACGGAGAACAUGAAGUUCACUUUGUUCUUUGUUGUAAAACCCUACAGCAUCUCAGAGUAAGGUUCAUACAAAGAAAAUGGCAUAGUAAUCCAAACAGUGUUAAAAUGAGUUUGUUAUUGGCUUCAACAAGUGAAAAAAUUGUAAAGAAUUUGGUAUUAUAUAUCUUUUCUAUACAGUGGAACCUCGGUUAACGAACUUAAUCCGUUCUGGAAAGCUGUUCGUUAUCCGAAAUGUUCGUUAUCCGAAACAAUUUUUUCCAUAAGAAAUAAAGGAAAUAGAUUUAAUUGGUUCCCA